Molecule: messenger RNA, 1836 nt
Organism: Darwinula stevensoni
Lineage: Eukaryota; Metazoa; Arthropoda; Ostracoda; Podocopida; Darwinulidae
Source: the annotation of a GenBank genome assembly
AUGGGUAGAAUCCUCUAUUCACUUGGGAAUGAUUCCACGGUUGCCAGUGUUAGACCUCUUCUCAUAAUGAUGGAUCAUAGCAGCAUGGACAACCUGAGGAGCAGCAACUCAUCUGCAGAUGAAUGCACUAUACAAGAUGAGUCAUUUCCCAUGGAUGAAAUGGAAGUUAUAGGCCCGGAAUGUUGCAGGGACUUCACUUGUCUCCCUCCUGAACCAGAACUGGGGAAUGUUGAAUACAAGCUGAAAUUAGUGAACCCCACACAUCACCGCUUUGAGCACCUUGUCACACAGAUGAAGUGGCGUCUGCGGGAAGGCCAAGGAGAAGCCAUAUAUGAAAUUGGUGUUGAAGACAGUGGUUUGCUAGCUGGCUUGACUCAAGAGGAGCUGAUGGUCAGCUUGAAUACCCUAAGAGACAUGGCUGCACAAUUGGGUGCAUCAAUCACAAUUUUGAGGGAGAGACAUAUUGAUUGUGGAAAUGGGAAUUGGAAGAAAGCUGCUGAAGUUCUUGUAAGGAAGAUUCCAGAUGACAGAAACAGCAUAGACUUGAGAGUUGCUGUCCUUGGGAAUGUUGAUGCUGGAAAGUCCACUCUAAUUGGAGUUAUCACACAAGGGGAACUCGACAAUGGAAGAGGGAGGGCAAGGUUGAAUAUGUUCAGGCACCUUCAUGAAAUUCAGACUGGCAGAACUUCAUCUAUCAGUCAUGAAGUCCUUGGAUUCAAUUCUGAGGGAGAUGUAAUUAAUUAUAGGGAGUGCUCUAGUGCAGAGGAAAUAGUGGAGUCAUCAGUGAAACUGAUAACGUUCCUUGACUUGGCUGGUCAUCAGAAGUACCUCCAUACAACAAUAUUUGGAUUGACUGGCUAUUCACCACAUUACAGCCUCCUGGUUGUAAGUGCAAACAGUGGAAUAGCAGGAACUACACGAGAGCACCUGAUUCUCAGCAUAGCCCUUCAGGUGCCCAUUUUUGUGGUGGUUACCAAAAUGGACAUUACUCCACCCAGUGUUAUAGAGUCAACAUUGCAGAGCCUGGAGGCUCUAAUAAAAGGACAUUUAUGUAAAAGAAAUCCAUAUAGGGUUAGAAAUGAAGAUGAUGCCAUUACAGCUGGAAAUCCACAGCGAAUACACUCUACUGUUCCCAUCUUCCUUGUCUCCAAUGUAUCGGGCAAAGGACUCCAUUUGGUGAUGAAAUACCUUUAUGUUUUAUCCCCAUGUUUGAGCACAAAGGAGAGGGAGAGGUUAGAGCAGGAACCAGUGCAGUUCCAGGUGGAUGAUACAUGGGAUAUCCCUGAUGUGGGGACAGUUGUUGGUGGUCUUUUAACCAAAGGCAUUCUUACUGAGAAUACUCAGUUGCUACUUGGGCCACUACAGGAUGGAGAAUUCCAUCCAGUCCGUGUGAAAUCCAUUCAUCGGAAUCGUGCUGCUUGUCGAGUUGUGAGGGCGUCACAGAGUGCAUCCUUGGGGCUGAUCCCCUUGACCCCUGCUUUGAGUAGAUGCGAGAGCAUGUGCCAUGUGGUCAGGAAGGGAAUGGUGCUCCUUCAGCCUCUAGAUAAAGCUGCUGCAUGCCUUUACUUCCAGGCAACAAUCAUGGUCUUGUAUCAUAGAACAAGGAUUUCCGAAGGAUUUCAAGCAACCAUACAUGUUGGAAAUGUACGACAGACUGCCAUCAUCAAGGGUAUUAUGGAUCGAUCCUUAAGUACCGAUCAGAAAUCAUCUGUUGUCUUCAUGUUUCUCAAACAUCCUGAAUAUGUUGAAAUUGGAUCUCGUGUGCUCUUCCGAGAAGGAUGUACAAAGGGGAUAGGGAAAGUCACACAAGUUUUCCCAUUGAAAACCCUGGUGUAA